Messenger RNA from Closterium sp. Yama58-4, 2804 nucleotides. NCBI's taxonomy places the organism in Eukaryota, Viridiplantae, Streptophyta, Zygnematophyceae, Desmidiales, Closteriaceae. The record is from the annotation of a GenBank genome assembly.
AUGGCAAUCGAAUCUCGUCGUGGGUGGAAUCAGACAAUUUCGACCGUCAGAUCCUCCCCAUCAACGGCUCCCGUGCGGUUGCGCGUAUCCGCACGGAUCCAGAUCGACCGGCGGAAGUAUCUCGAGGAGCUCUUCCGUCGUCAGUUGGAGGAGGAGAAGCGGCGGGCUGAGUCAGCUGUGACGUGUCCAGUGGAUUGCGUGCGAGAGGUGCGGACUAUGGCUGAUUUGGAAGCGGAACUGCUCACAGCGGAGCAGAAUGUGCAGCUGGUGGUUGUGGACUUUUACAACUCGUCGUGUGGCUCCUGUAAAUACAUUCUUCCCAAGUUCAUUGACCUCUGCAAAUCAGGCUGUCAGGGAGACUCUGAGUGUGCAGUGGAUAAAUUUGCAUUUUCAGACAACACUACCCUUGAUAAGGUUACAACGGGUGGAAUUACAAGCAAUGAUUAUCCAGCGGCAGCUGAAGAGAGCAAGGAUGCAGAUUCUGUUGACUCUGAAACAGUGCGGCAGGAGUUUUCAGCCGUUCGGUUUCUCAAGCACAAUGUGCGGGACGACUAUGACGAUUUAACGGAAAUUGCCCUACUGUAUCGUAUCAAGCUGGUUCCUGCGUUUGCCUUCUUCAAGGACGGUUCUUGCAUUGGCCAGAUAGCAACAAGAAACACAUCCAGGGUGGCAUCUGCGCUGGCAACCUUGCUUUCUGGGCAGAGGCUUAACAGCAAGCAGCCAGACAUGGGGACCGAGCGCAAGCGUAAAAUCAGCCUCUUUGACGUUCCGCCGGAGACGAGCCGUCAGAAGGUGGACGGAUUCGCAGAUGCGACGUCGGCGGCGGCGGCUGUAAUCGCCGCGGCGUCGGCGAAUGUAAUGGCCGCGGCAGCGUCGACGACAAUAAACCCGUAUAACGGCCGGCCGUACACGCAGCGGUAUUUCGACAUUCUCGAGAAGCGGAAAACGCUGCCGGUCUGGCAGCAGAAGCAGGAAUUCGUGGAUCUGUUGAAGAAGCAGCAGAUCAUCGUGCUCGUGGGAGAGACGGGUAGCGGGAAGACCACGCAGAUCCCGCAAUUUGUCGUCGAGUGUCUGAACGCGACGAACAAGAAGCAGGUGGCGUGCACGCAGCCGCGGCGCGUGGCGGCGAUGUCGGUGUCGCGGCGAGUGGCGGACGAGAUGGAUGUGACCAUCGGCGAGGAGGUGGGCUACUCCAUCCGAUUCGAGGACUGCAGCGGCCCCAAAACCAGCCUCAAGUACCUCACUGAUGGUAUGCUGCUAAGAGAGGCCAUGGCGGACCCUUUGCUCGAGAGGUACAAGGCGAUCAUUCUGGACGAGGCGCACGAGCGCACGUUGGCGACGGACGUGCUGUUUGGGCUGCUCAAGGCGGUGCUGGAGCACCGGAAAGACCUCAAGCUGGUGGUCAUGAGCGCCACUCUCGAGGCCGAGAAGUUCCAAGGUUACUUCCACGGCGCUCCUCUUAUGAAGGUUCCUGGCAGGCUGCACCCUGUCGAGAUCUUCUACACGCAGGAGCCAGAGAGGGACUAUCUAGAGGCGGCCAUUCGCACGGUGGUGCAGAUCCACAUGUGUGAGCCGCCGGGGGACAUUCUCGUGUUCCUCACGGGGGAGGAGGAGAUUGAGGACGCCUGCAAGAAGAUCGCCCGCGAGGUGCAGAACAUGGGCGACCAGGUCGGCCCCGUCAAGGUCGUCCCACUCUACUCCACUCUGCCGCCCGCCAUGCAGCAGAAAAUCUUCGACGCCGCCCCGCCGCCCGUGAAAGAAGGCGGGACGCCCGGCCGAAAAAUCGUAGUUUCCACAAACAUCGCGGAAACCUCCCUCACGAUCGACGGAAUCGUUUAUGUCAUCGAUCCGGGAUUCUCCAAGCAGAAGGUCUAUAACCCGAGGAUCCGCGUCGAAUCCCUCCUGGUCUCCCCGAUUUCCAAAGCCUCGGCGCACCAGCGGGCGGGCCGCGCCGGCCGAACGCAGCCCGGGAAAUGCUUCCGGCUCUACACCGAACGCUCCUUCCAAAAGGACCUCCAGGAGCAGACCUACCCGGAGAUCCUCCGCUCGAACCUCGCAAACGUCGUUCUAACCCUAAAAAAGCUGGGUAUCGACGAUCUCGUGCACUUUGACUUCAUGGACCCGCCCGCCCCGGAGACUCUGAUGCGGGCGUUGGAGCUGCUGAACUACCUGGGGGCGCUGGACGAUGAGGGGAAUCUGACCAAGCUGGGCGAGCUCAUGAGCGAGUUCCCUCUCGACCCGCAGCUCUCCAAGAUGCUCGUGGUUUCUCCGGAUUACAAUUGCUCCAAUGAGAUCCUCUCUGUCACCGCCAUGCUCUCAGUGCCCAACUGCUUCAUUCGCCCGCGGGAGGCACAGAAGCAGGCGGACGAGGCCAAGGCACGCUUCUCCCACGAGGAUGGCGACCACCUCACGCUGCUCAACGUCUUCCACGCCUACAAGCAGAACGGCGAGGACCCCAGCUGGUGCUACGACAACUUUGUCAACGCACGGGCGUUGAAAGCAGCGGACAAUGUGAGGAACCAGCUGGUGCGCAUCAUGAUGCGCUACGGGCUCAAGAUGUGCUCCACGGCGUUUGAGUCGUCCGCCUACUACCCCAACAUCCGCAAGGCGCUGCUCGCUGGAUUCUUCAUGCAGGUGGCACAUUUGGAAAGGACAGGGCACUAUUUGACAGUCAAGGACAAUCAGAUUGUGCACCUACACCCAUCCACGGGGCUAUCCCACAAGCCCGAGUGGGUGAUCUACAACGAGUUUGUGCUCACCACGCGGAACUUCAUCCGCGUUGUCACCGACGUCAAGGGCGACUG